Messenger RNA from Lachnellula hyalina, 1020 nucleotides. Its product is annotated as Glyceraldehyde-3-phosphate dehydrogenase. The coding region runs from base 1 to 1020 and encodes 339 amino acids. Lineage: Eukaryota; Fungi; Ascomycota; Leotiomycetes; Helotiales; Lachnaceae. Gene Ontology annotation, biological process: glucose metabolic process. The record is from RefSeq and is a predicted model, not a curated record. Gene Ontology annotation, molecular function: NADP binding; oxidoreductase activity, acting on the aldehyde or oxo group of donors, NAD or NADP as acceptor; NAD binding. The transcript has 4 exons.
AUGGCUCCUACCAAGGUCGGUAUCAACGGAUUCGGCCGUAUCGGUCGUAUCGUCUUCCGCAAUGCUGUUGAGCACGAUGACAUUGACAUUGUCGCCGUCAACGAUCCCUUCAUUGAACCCCACUACGCUGCAUACAUGCUCAAGUAUGACUCUACCCAUGGCCAAUUCAAGGGCACAAUCGAGGCCGUCGAGGAUGGCUUGAAAGUCAAUGGCAAGGUCGUCAAGUUCUACUCCAAGAGGGAGCCCGCCGACAUCCCAUGGAGCGAGACCGGUGCAUACUACAUUGUUGAGUCUACUGGUGUCUUCACCACCACUGAGAAGGCCAAGGCUCAUUUGAAGGGUGGCGCCAAGAAGGUUGUCAUCUCUGCUCCUUCUGGCGAUGCUCCCAUGUACGUUAUGGGUGUCAACGAGAAGACCUACAAGUCUGAUGUUGAGGUCAUCUCCAACGCCUCAUGCACAACCAACUGCCUCGCUCCACUUGCCAAGGUUAUCAACGACAAGUUCACCAUCAUUGAGGGUCUCAUGACCACCAUUCACUCCUACACUGCCACCCAAAAGACUGUCGACGGUCCAUCCUCCAAGGACUGGCGUGGAGGCCGUACUGCGGCUCAAAACAUCAUCCCUUCCAGCACCGGUGCCGCAAAGGCUGUCGGAAAGGUCAUCCCAGCUCUCAAUGGCAAACUUACUGGAAUGUCCAUGCGUGUACCAACCUCCAACGUUUCCGUUGUUGAUUUGACUGUCCGCAUUGAGAAGGGUGCUACUUAUGAUGAGAUCAAGGCUGUCAUCAAGGAAGCUUCUGAGGGCGAGCUUAAGGGCAUAUUGGCCUACACUGAGGAUGCUGUUGUCAGCACCGAUUUGAACGGAGACACCCACUCCUCAAUCUUCGAUGCCAAGGCUGGUAUCUCGUUGAAUGACAACUUCGUAAAAUUGGUCGCAUGGUAUGAUAACGAAUGGGGAUACUCCCGCCGUGUUCUUGACCUCCUCAGCUACAUUGCCAAGGUUGAUGCCGGUGCCAAGUAG